AGCUUAUUAAAAAGGGUGCUGACUUGGAAGCUUAUUUAUUGUGCUUUAUCCAGAUCACGUGAUGUCAAGCCCAAUGGUUUGCAUUACCUAGUAAACUGUAGCUUAAAAUGUGGAUCGUGGUCGUUUUAGCAAUAUGUCAUUUUGACGAAUAAUUACAUGUACAAUUACAUGUACAACCACAUAAACCGCAUCCCUUCCUCACACCUGUCAUGAUAUAGACCGACAAUAACCAUGGCUGUAAAAGCACCGGCGCACUUUCACUCCAUGGAACCGGAUAUCCGUCUGGAGGAUUAUCUCGACGAUAAGCUACAGUCCCCUACCGACCUCGAGGGUCUCGAUAGCUUAAUCGCGAGCGUUGAACUUCAACGUACUCAGCUCCAAGCCCAACUCGACCAUGCUACUAAAGAGCUACAAGAUGUACGCCAGGCGGCUCGGGAUCGCCAAGGAGGAGUUGCUCGGUCAAUAGAGGAGUUCCAGAAGCUUCAGGAGAGCAUCGAUGUACGCUUAAAAAUCGUCGCCGAGUCCAACGCACCCGAAGAAGCCAUCCGACGUCUCGAACAGCCUAUGAAGCAGCUUCACAAGGUCGACCUUGCCUACCAAUAUGUUACGCUACUGCAAGAUAUUGAAACCUUGCGGCUGGAGGCCCGCUCCUAUCUGCCACAGAGUCCCAAAGCUGCAUUACAGCCCUAUUCAACACUUAAGCAGCUCAGCGUGCGAUUGAGAGAGCUACAAGGAGCGGCUGACGGGGCCGCCAUACAUUUGGUGAAUUAUACAGAAAAGGUCACGGAGGAUCUGUGGGAUGAGAUGAAGAGUACCAUGUCUAAAGAGCUGGAACAGGUUCUGAAGAAUCGCAAUUGGCCGCAGGGGGUAGAUCCGAACGCCGAGAUGGAUGCCGAAUGGCUGCAGUGCUUCGAAAAGCUCAUCGAUCUGCAGGUUCCCGAGGUGCUGUACUCUGAGAAAGUUGUUGCGCUACUGCCCUUCGAAGCCAUGGUAAAGCCAUUUGUCCAGUGGUUUCGUUUCCAGUUCAUGGGCAACAACGCGACCAGCACUCCCCAGGCCUUUGGAACUUUCUGCAUACCGCAAUUCCUGUCGCUGAUUGACAAGUGGGAAAGCUUCUUUCGAGAGAAUGUGGGCUACAUCAUGGCAUCACGGUUUUACGAGACGAAAGUUAGAGACUUGUCAGUCUACAUGGAUCCCGCUUGCGCUCUGAUCACCGCGUUACUGCCUGUCAUGCGAGAGAAAAUCGAUGCUAUGGUUCAACAUGGGCUCCAGAACCCACAAUUCUUGAGUAGUCUUAUGGUGCAGCUCAUGGAUUUGGAUGAUGAGAUCCGCUCUAGAUUCAAUUAUGAUGGGGGUGACCCUGAAGAAGGCUGGGCCGGCUUAAUGUCAGAGGUGUUGGAGAAACAUUUUGAGGAUUGGUUCAAGGCAGAGAAAGAAUUUGCUCUUGAGCGCUAUCAUGUCAUUAUGAACUCUCCCGAUGCGCGAAAUAUUGACUAUGACUAUAGUGGCCAUGGCAAGAUGAAGCCUACAUUCGGCGCUGUGAGGGUGACCGACUUAUUGAAGUCUGUUACCAUCCAAUACCAGCGAGUUCGUAGAUUUUCCCAUAGAUUGCGAUUUCUUAUCGACAUCCAACUGGAUAUUCUAGACGACUACCACGAUCGAUUUAAGGACUCACUCGACACUUACUACACGAUCAACUCCACCUUAGGCCGCACUCUCCAUGGAGUCACGAGGGAACAAGCGGCUGCCCUGGAAGGCACCGGUGCGUUCGAAACGCUCUGUAAAGUUUUGGGGAGCUCUGACCAUAUCAUCGCUACAUUGAAAGACUGGAGCAACGAAGAGGUAAGGCUCAACAUGCAUAGAAAUUACGUCGCAUGUUGAUCCGCUAACAACCGGGAAGUUCUUCGUAACAUUGUGGGAGCAGCUUCAGACAAGGGCAAAGCGAGCGGAUGGUGAGGGCGAUAUUGCCAGUGGAAUGAGUUACGAAAAUGUGAAAGAUAGAACCUCCGCAGUGGUCGGUUCCGAUGGCGAUGGUGGCAUCUUAUUUGACGAGACCAUAGCUGCCUACACCCAUCGUCGCAAAAAUGCCGAGGAAUAUCUGGUUGCGGCGUUAAUUGACUCUCACCAGAAGGCAUUCCGCCCUUACGUGGCCAAGACCCAAUGGUCUACCAUCAGCGAUAAUACCCAUG
Molecule: messenger RNA, 2189 nt
Organism: Hypoxylon fragiforme
Lineage: Eukaryota; Fungi; Ascomycota; Sordariomycetes; Xylariales; Hypoxylaceae
Product: TIP-1 family-domain-containing protein
Exons: 1
Coding region: 232-1881 (549 amino acids)
Biological process (GO): retrograde vesicle-mediated transport, Golgi to endoplasmic reticulum; endoplasmic reticulum to Golgi vesicle-mediated transport; regulation of ER to Golgi vesicle-mediated transport
Cellular component (GO): Dsl1/NZR complex
Source: RefSeq, a predicted model, not a curated record